This is a messenger RNA of Ilyonectria robusta, 1968 nucleotides long. RefSeq names its product amino acid/polyamine transporter I. The record is from RefSeq and is a predicted model, not a curated record. Bases 49 to 1581 code for a protein of 510 amino acids. NCBI's taxonomy places the organism in Eukaryota, Fungi, Ascomycota, Sordariomycetes, Hypocreales, Nectriaceae. Gene Ontology annotation, cellular component: membrane. The transcript has 4 exons. Gene Ontology annotation, biological process: amino acid transmembrane transport. Gene Ontology annotation, molecular function: L-amino acid transmembrane transporter activity.
GGAUCAUGAUCAUGACCAUCUGGCAUCUCCUCCUCACAGUCACCGACAAUGGCUCCCGACCGCUCCGACGACGCCGCCGCGCACCAGCCGCUCCUCCUGGACCAGCGCGCAUCCGACGACGAAGCCUCGCGCCUCGAGCAGGGCACCUUUACGCGAAACCUCGGAGCCGUCGAAGCCUUCGCCAUCGUCAUCAGCAUCGUCAUCGGCAGCGGCGUCUUCACGUCGCCGGGGUCCAUCGACACCAACGUGCCAUCGCCGGGCGUCGCGCUGAUCAUCUGGCUCGUCGGCGGCAUCCUCGCGUGGACGGGCGCGAGCACCUUUGCCGAGCUCGGCACUGCAAUUCCUGGAGAAGGGGGCGUCCAGCCGUACCUUCGGCACAUCUAUGGCGAUGUCUACGGCUUCCUCUCGGCCUGGACGUGGAUCGUCGCCAUUAUGCCGGCCACCCUGGCCAUCCUCAGCAUCGUAUUCGUCGAGAGCGCCUACUCGGCCGCCGGUGUAAUGGAUGGCGCCGGCCAACUGUCGCACAAGCUCCUCUCCAUCCUUGUCCUGCUGGUCAUGAGCGUUGCAAACUCCAUCAGCACCAAGGCCAGCACCCAGCUCAACUCGUACUUUGUCGUCCUCAAGUUCACCAGCAUCGCCGCUGUCGUCGUGGCCGCCGUUGCCGUCGUUGGCCUGCAGCUCGCAAGCCCCGAGCGCGAUAUUGGCGGCCGGGACUGGUAUACCAAGCACUGGUUUGCCUAUCGCAAGAGCUCCAAUCCCGAUGGCAGUGAAACGGACUGGGCUGGGCUGAGCCAGUGGGAGAUAUUUGGCCAUUACUCUGCUGCUCUAUACGGUGCGUUGUGGGCCUACUCAGGUUGGGACAAGGCCAUUUACGUCUCCGCUGAGCUCUCGGAGCCGGCGCGACAGCUUCCUCUUGCCAUUAAUACUUCGAUCCCCACCGCCAUCGUCUGUUUCCUAGCUGCUAAUGCCGCGUACUAUAUCCUCUUGCCGUGGAAUGUUGUGUCCACCACGGAUAGCGUGGCUGUGACUGCCAUUACCGCCUUGUUAGGUCGAGGCUUCGGCAUCAUCGCCGCCGUCAUGAUUUGCCUCGUCGUCGCAGGCUCCCUUCUCGGAAACUCCUUUGUCGCCAGCCGGAUGACUGUUGCUGCGGCCAACAGGGGAUGGAUCCCACGCGUCUUCACCGUCGUCGGCACUGUCGGGAGAAAGUCCGACCACGACGGCAGUACAGAUUCCUCGGAGAACACCUCCGACGCCCCUAUAAACGCCAUCAUUCUCUCCGCCUUCCUCGCCACCAUUUACAUCCUUUUCGGAAGCUUCCGAGCUCUCCUAACCCUCAACGGUCUCGGAGAGUAUUCGUUCUUCUUCCUCACCGUGCUCGGCGCUGUUCUCCUACGCUACAGAGAACCGGAUCUGCACCGGCCCUAUAAGCCGUUUAUCGUCAACCACUUCCUCUUCCUUGUCGUCAGUGGCUUUGUCGUUGCCAGAGGUGCUGCCUUUGCUCCUUUCCAGGCGCUUAUCAUGGUUGCGAUCUGGAUCCUGGGCUUGGGUUUCUACAAGGCGAGAAAACGUCAUCUAGAGUAAGCGCAUCAACGUAAUGUGUUCAGGAACUCGUCGAAACCACACUCUUGUCUUGACUUGCAAGGGUUAGAAUGGCUACAGAGAACCUAAACAUGCGCAACACCUUGGUACAACGUACAAUUGUUAUACAACAUGAGUCUCACUGGGAUUAGAUAAUACACCGUGUGAUACACGAUGCAAUGGGAUUUCAACUGCAAGCUUGCUCAAAAGAAUAGGAUUGGAAUCAGAAUGUUUUGUUUCCUCGUCUAAUUUUAACGAAGAUUUGCAUAUUGAGCUAAAUUAGAUUUAAUCUUGGAAAUGUUUAUUCAAAUCAACGCAAGAGACCGGUGGUUUGUUCUGGAGUACUGUAUUAAACCUCGAGUAGAACAUCGGACUGUUGCGAAUUGUGCU